Molecule: messenger RNA, 1099 nt
Organism: Xiphophorus couchianus (Monterrey platyfish)
Lineage: Eukaryota; Metazoa; Chordata; Actinopteri; Cyprinodontiformes; Poeciliidae
Exons: 6
Coding region: 63-755 (230 amino acids)
Biological process (GO): immune response
Cellular component (GO): extracellular region
Molecular function (GO): chemokine activity
Source: RefSeq, a predicted model, not a curated record
AUGUUCACAGUCUGCCUUCUUCCCUGACUGAGUGAAGCCAGAGAUCAGCAGCAGAUAGAAACAUGCAGCAGGUAGUUUGGAUCAGUCUGGUUCUGCUGAAUGUCGUCUGGAUCUCCUUCUUUUUAACUCCAGAUCUGGACUUCUCAGUGUUUGUGCAGAGGAGAAGCAAGAGCAGCUCUGAUGAGACGUUCAUGAUGGAGUUCUGCCUUCAGCCAGAAGUUUUCACGAAGUGGACAUCAACUGAAUCUCCAGCCAGGCGACCAGAUGAGGACAUCAACAUCAUCACAGAACUCACUGCAAUUGCAGAACAAGACCUCAAACAGACUGAAAUGUUCGGCUCAGCUGACCAGAACAACCCGUCUAAUCAAACUGAUCAUGAAGCCAAUAGUGAUUUGUAUGGACCGACUGCAUCUACUGAUGAACAGAGACUGACUCCACCAUCAGAGUUCAGCUCUGAAGCCGAUCGUGUUGCAAAGGUUCCAACAACUCCUAGAAAUCAGAAGGUCAACGUCAACCAACCCGAUCAACACAGAAUCAUCGACAGUUCACAUUCAGGUUUUCCAGACGACUGCUGCUUUGAAUUCUUCAGAUUACCAAUGAACAAAAAGUUAAUCUCUUCAUAUUCCAUGACUGAUAAUCGCUGCGCCAAGAGAGCUGUUAUCUUAAUAACACACAGGAAACGUAACAUCUGUGCUGAUCCAAGUCAGCCCUGGGUGAAGAAUGUUAUGAACUUUCUGGACAUAAAUUCCUUUUAAAGUUGCUGCCAUCUGUCCUGAUUAAAAGUCCAAUAAAACGCAUUUGGCAAAGUGAUCAUGUUUUUAGUAUCAGAAUUAUUCUGUUUCAAAUAAUCAAAGAUUUUGCUUUUAAAUGUAAUCACUGUUGAUGUUUGUAUCAUUUCUUUUGGAAACUUUGUACAUAAACUAUCCUACAUCAGUGACUGGAACCAUUCAGAUUUCUGUUGAAUUCAUUUUUCCUUCUCUUGUUCUGUUUUCAUCAUUUUCUCUAAUCAAACACAAAAUCAUCAGAAAUGUUUCCUUUGGUUGCUGGAUGUUUUCCUUUUCUUGCUUUUGUUCAAAAAUAAACCUGACUCUUAACAAAU